Molecule: messenger RNA, 1131 nt
Organism: Candida dubliniensis CD36
Lineage: Eukaryota; Fungi; Ascomycota; Pichiomycetes; Serinales; Debaryomycetaceae
Gene: HAP2
Product: Hap2p
Exons: 1
Coding region: 1-1131 (376 amino acids)
Biological process (GO): regulation of transcription by RNA polymerase II
Cellular component (GO): CCAAT-binding factor complex
Molecular function (GO): RNA polymerase II cis-regulatory region sequence-specific DNA binding; DNA-binding transcription factor activity, RNA polymerase II-specific
Source: RefSeq, a predicted model, not a curated record
AUGACAUCACUAGAAGAUUCAAAUGGACAAGCAACUUAUUUUCAAGAAUCUGGUAAUUCAACUCCAACAGUAGGACAAUCUAAUGAUUCUCAUCAUAAUCAACAACAACAACAACAACAUGGUGUAGGCUCGUAUUAUCAAGAUUCACCAAGUUCUACUUAUACAUAUGAAGUUGAAGGAGAAUAUCUAGAGAAUCAUCCUAAUGUUAAUGCCACUAUUCCUACUACAUCAGUUCAAUCAUAUGUUAAUAAUGAUAAUGUUCAUGGUGGAAUAGAAACUGAAGAAGAAGAAGAAGAAGAUAAUGGUGGUGGUGAUGGUGGUGAUGGUGAUGGUGAUGAUGUCAAUGGCACUAAUGGUGGUGGUAAUGAACAACCAUUUUAUGUUAAUGCUAAACAAUAUCAUCGAAUUUUGAAAAGAAGAAUUGCAAGAGCUAAAUUAGAAGAAAAUUUAAAAAUUGCUCGUACUAGGAAACCUUAUUUACAUGAAAGUAGACAUAAACAUGCCAUGAGAAGACCUCGUGGUCAAGGUGGGAGAUUUUUAACUGCUGCAGAAAUUGCUGAAUUAGAAAAAUCGAAAAAACAACAAGAUGAACAAUCUAAUGGGAAUGGGAAUGGGAAUGGGAAUGAAGUCAAGAAUGAGAAUGAUAGUAAUGACGUUAAAAAAGAGGAUCAGAAUGUCAAUGUCAAUGUCAAUGAGAAUAAUAAUAAUAAUGAAGUUAAUAAUGAAGUUAAUAAUGGAAAUGAAACUAAACAAAUCGUAACAGAGAAUAAAAAGGAAGAAAUAGAUAAUACAACUAAUGUUGAUGUAAUUAAGAAAGAUAAUGUUGAAAAUGAUGAAGAAAUGAAUUCAAUCGAACAUAACAAUAUAAAUAUAAAUACAAAUGCAAAUGAUGAAGAUGGAGAUGGAGAAAAAGAUAAAGAUAAACAAAUCAAUGAUAAUAAUAAUAAUAAUAAUAAUAAUAAUAAUAAUAAUAAUAAUAAUAAUAAUAAUAAUAAUAAUAAUGAAGAAGAAAGUAAAGGUAAUAAUAAUGAAAAUAACAUAUCUAAUGAAGAAGCAAUUGAGAAUAAUAACAACAGUAAUGUCAAUGCCAAUGCCAAUGUUAAUGUGAAUGAUGUACAAAAAGAACUAUAA